This is a messenger RNA of Prunus armeniaca (apricot), 471 nucleotides long. The record is from the annotation of a GenBank genome assembly. Lineage: Eukaryota; Viridiplantae; Streptophyta; Magnoliopsida; Rosales; Rosaceae.
AUGAUGGAUGCGGAAUGGGAAGACCAAAAUGAGCUUGCUAGAAGAUCUAUCAAACAACACCUCACUGACGGGGUGUUGUAUAAUGCAAUAAAAGAUACUGCAAAUCAAUCAUGGGAGAAGCUUGAAGAGUUGUUUGUGUCAAGAUCGUUAUCCAACAAGAUCUUCUUCAAGGAGGAGCUCCACUAUCUAAAGAUGGAGGAUGGCGCAAACAUGAUGGAGCAUGUCAAUGCCUCUAAUAUGUGUAUUGCAGAUUUUCAAAGAAUGGAUGAGCACUUUCACACGACGGUUAUGUUCGGCAAGGGAGCUUUGAAGUAUGAAGCGGUCAUGCAAGACAUACUGAUGCAUGAUAGGAUGCUUCAACUUUCCGAAGAUAGCUCUAAAGGUGAAGGUCUCGUGGCCAAGACCGGAAGGCGGGGUUGUUCAUACAAGAGCAGAGGCAAGUCAAGAAAAUGUGGGAAUUCUAUACCCUAA